AUGCCCAUCCAGACAAUCUACACGAGCGACCUGCCCGCGCCGCCGCUCCCCCGCACCAGCUUCUUCAACUAUGUGUCGCCGAGCAGCGCGGCCGACUCGCCGCUGCAGCGCUUCGACCCCAACCUGCCGGCUUACGUCGACGGCAUCACGGGCCGCACGCUUACCCGCGGGCAGGUGCACGACGGCGCGCUCCGCCUCGCGGGCGGCUUGAAGAAGCUCGGCGUCAAGCGCGGCGACACGGCGUGCUUGUGGGGACCCAACUCGGUAGAGUGGGCCCAGGCCGCGUUCGGCGUGAUCGCUGCUGGCGUCGUGCUGUCCCCUGCCAACUCGGCGUACGAGCCCCACGAGAUCGCGCACCAGGUCAACGACUCGGGCGCGAGCGUCCUCAUCCUCGACCCGUCGCUGCUCCCCAAGCUCGACGCCGCGCGCAAGCACUUCAAGCGCGACUUUGCGCCGUCGCGCAUCCUGCUCCUGGCCGAGACCAAGGCCAAGCCAAAGGGAGCAAAGUUCAAGACCAUCUACGAGGCGUUCGCGGCGCCAGUCCCGGCGGAGCGCUUCGACGGCGACGAGGCGCACAAGGUCGCCGUCAUGUGCUACUCGUCCGGCACGACGGGCCUGCCCAAGGGCGUCGAGACGACCCACUACAACCUCACGUCCCAGUUCCAGGGCCUGCCGGGCACCUACACGCCGCUCGUGUCGGGCAAGGACUCGUUGCUCGGCAUCUUGCCGCUGAGCCACGUAUACGGGUUUGUCUUUAUCCUCUUCCAGCCGUACAGCGUCGGUGUGCCGGCCGUCCUGCUGCCGCGCUUCGUCGAGCUCGACGUGCUCAAGGCGAUUGAGAGGUUCAAGGUCUCGUACACCCUCCUCGUCCCGCCCAUCAUCAUUGUCCUCCUCAACUCGACCAACGUGUCCAAGUUUGACCUCAGCUCGCUCAACAAGCUCACAUGUGCGGCAGCGCCGCUCAGUGCCGAGCUCGGCCAGGCGUUCGAGCGCAAGUUCCCCAACAUCAAGAUGCCCGAGGGUUACGGCAUGACCGAGACCUCUCCCGCGGUCACAACGUCGUCUCCCGAGUCGCACCUCCGCGGCUCGGUCGGCAAGCUCCUCCCUGUGUGGGAGGCGCGCCUUGUCAACGACGGCGUCGACGCGCCCAUCGGCGAGCGCGGCGAGCUCUGGGUCCGCGGGCCCUGCGUCAUGAAGGGCUACCACAACAACCCGUCGGCCACAACGAGCAGCAUCACCUCGGACGGGUGGUUCAAGACGGGCGACGUGCUCACGCGCUCCGAGGAUGGAUGGUUCCGUGUCGUCGACCGCGUCAAGGAGCUCAUCAAGUACAAGGGUUUCCAGGUGCCUCCUGCCGAGCUCGAGGGCCUGCUGCUCGAACACCCCAAGGUGGCCGACAGCGGCGUCGUCGGCGUGUACGACGAGUCGCAGGCGACCGAGCUCCCGCGCGCGUACAUUGUCCCCAAGCCCGAGGUCCCCGCCCACGAGCACGCGUCGCUCGUGACCGAGAUCGGCGAGUGGAUCGCGCAGCGCGUCGCAGGCCACAAGAAGCUCCGCGGUGGUGUUAUCGCCGUCGAGGCCAUCCCCAAGUCGCCCAGCGGCAAGAUUCUCCGCAAGGACCUCCGAAAGCGCGCAGAGGAGGAGUGGAAGCUGAACCCAAUCAAGCCAAAAGCCAGGCUCUAG
Molecule: messenger RNA, 1683 nt
Organism: Vanrija pseudolonga
Lineage: Eukaryota; Fungi; Basidiomycota; Tremellomycetes; Trichosporonales; Trichosporonaceae
Product: 4-coumarate--CoA ligase-like 5
Exons: 5
Coding region: 1-1683 (560 amino acids)
Biological process (GO): secondary metabolic process
Molecular function (GO): CoA-ligase activity
Source: RefSeq, a predicted model, not a curated record